Alternaria triticimaculans is the source of this 1209-nucleotide messenger RNA. RefSeq lists its product as uncharacterized. The record is from RefSeq and is a predicted model, not a curated record. Gene Ontology annotation, biological process: transmembrane transport. Bases 1 to 1209 code for a protein of 402 amino acids. Lineage: Eukaryota; Fungi; Ascomycota; Dothideomycetes; Pleosporales; Pleosporaceae. The transcript is spliced from 4 exons. Gene Ontology annotation, molecular function: transmembrane transporter activity.
AUGGUUGGAGAGUUGGUCAAGCGACCAGAGCAUGAACCAAAGGCGUACGCAGUCAUGCCAUUCGUCUGGAGCAUUGGUACUAUCAUUGGCCCGUCGAUUGGUGGAUACUUUGCUGAGCCCGCUCGUAACUUCCCAUCUGUCUUCAGCCCCACAGGCCUUUUUGCGAAGUUCCCUUACCUACUCCCAAAUAUCAUCUGCGCUUCCUUGCUUCUGCUCUCCAUCUUCAUGGCAUACUUCCUUCUAGAGGAAACUCACCCGGACAAGCAGCCACGAGGCUACUUCGAACAAUACGAUGCGGCUGUCGCAGAGACACCUCUUUUGCCAGCUCAAGGCGCGACGGCCGAUGCGUCGGCAAACCUGACCGCGGAAUCUUACGGCACCUUCAACGCCGUGGAAGUCGAACACGACGAGAUCUGGCGGGUGCGCUCCAACGGCGACUGGGUUGAAUCUCCGACGAGCGAGAAGGUCUUCACACGUCCAGUCAUCAUGUUCGUCGUCGCCCUAGGUAUCUUCACGUACCAUUCCAUGACAUACGAUCACUUGCUCCCCAUCUUCCUCCAAGACAAACGCGCCGACGAUGACAUGAACGCGCUCGACCUUUCGCCUUCGUCAUUGGGAGGUGGGCUUGGCAUACCCAUCCAGAAUGUGGGCAUUAUUCUUUCCCUCAACGGCAUCAUCCAGCUCGUGAUCCAGGGUUUCGUCUUCCCUCUACUGGCGGAUUGCUUUGGUGUAUGGCGUCUGCUUCUCAUGGUCACACUGGCACAUCCGAUCGCAUACUUUAUUGUUCCUUUCUUACAGCUUCUUCCUGAGAACUUGGUCUAUCCUGGUCUGUUCGCUUGCUUGACCGUACGGAACUUGACGUCGAUUCUCGCCUUCCCCCUCCUUCUGAUCAUGAUCAAAGAAGCUACGCCCGAUAGAUCGCAUCUUGGAAGAAUCAACGGGUUGGCUGCAUCUACCGGUGCUGCCUGCCGCACAGUAGCAAGUCCCAUCGCCGGUUUGCUCUACGGCCUCUCUCUCGAGCUUCACUUCACGCCUUUAGCUUGGUGGGGUUCCGCUUUGGUUGCAAUUUGCGGAGCUCUUCAGGUGCCCUUUCUCAAUCGCGCAGCGCAUGAGUGUCACGCUCGAGUGCGUAACGUGGCUAGCGACUAUCUGACCAAGGAGCGUCGUCGGAGCGAAGUGGUUCGCAUUGUAGUAGAAGAUCAAGAGUAA